Protopterus annectens (West African lungfish) is the source of this 945-nucleotide messenger RNA. Its product is annotated as olfactory receptor 6N2-like. Gene Ontology annotation, cellular component: membrane. The record is from RefSeq and is a predicted model, not a curated record. The transcript has a single exon. Gene Ontology annotation, biological process: G protein-coupled receptor signaling pathway. Bases 1 to 945 code for a protein of 314 amino acids. Gene Ontology annotation, molecular function: G protein-coupled receptor activity; olfactory receptor activity. Lineage: Eukaryota; Metazoa; Chordata; Ceratodontiformes; Protopteridae.
AUGGAACAUUUCAAUUACAGCCAGAUUCAAGUAACAGAAUUUAUCAUUAUUGGGUUUUCUUCAUUGAGGGAAUAUACUGUUCUGCUUUUUAUAAUGUUCCUUGUUGUGUACCUAGUAACACUUAUAGGAAACAGUGUUAUAUUUCUGACUAUUAAAACUGAUUAUCAGCUGAACACACCAAUGUAUUACUUUGUCAGUAAUUUAUCAGUCAUUGAUAUAUCAUAUACCUCUAUUACUAUGCCUAAGAUGUUAGCAGAUUUUAUGGUGGAAAAUAAAACAAUUCCAUUUGCAGUAUGCAUCAUACAAAUGUACUUGUUUCUUUCUCUAGGAGCUACUGAGUGUUUUCUCCUUAGUGUCAUGGCUUUUGAUCGUUAUGCAGCAAUAUGCAAUCCAUUACACUAUACAACGGUCAUGACUAAGACAAAAUGUAUACUUUUAGCUGCAGGUGCAUGGCUUUGUGGAUUUUUAGCUCCACUUCCAUCAACGAUUCUACUUUUGAAGUUACCUUUGUGUGGAAUCAAAAUUCAACACUGCUUUUGUGAUCACCCACCCAUAUUGCAGCUGGCCUGCACUGAUAUUUCUUUUAAUGUUGCUGUGGGCUCUUCUAUGUCAGCAAUUGUUAUAGUACUGAAUUGUUUUCUAGUUGGCUUGUCUUAUGUUAAAAUUAUCACAGCAAUAUUCAAAAUUAAUACCGGAAAAAGAAGAAAGGCAUUUUCUACAUGUAGUUCCCACCUUAUUGUAGUAGCUUUGUAUUUUGGAUCUAUUACAUUCAUGUAUAUUAGACCAAAGGUUAGUUAUUCCUUUGAAACGGAUACUUUAGUUGCUGUAUUGUAUUCUGUCUUAACUCCAAUGCUUAAUCCCAUUAUCUACAGUUUAAGGAAUAAAGAAAUCAUUGUGUCACUGCAAAAAAAUUUGCAGCAUAUGCUGUUACAAACAAAGAGUUAA